This is a messenger RNA of Toxorhynchites rutilus septentrionalis, 830 nucleotides long. RefSeq names its product putative eggshell protein. The record is from RefSeq and is a predicted model, not a curated record. Lineage: Eukaryota; Metazoa; Arthropoda; Insecta; Diptera; Culicidae. Bases 18 to 740 code for a protein of 240 amino acids. The transcript has a single exon.
AUUGAUCGACGGUCGCGAUGGUGGCUGGUAGGGUACUUUUGUUGGUGGCAGUUGCCUGUUGUCUUCUGUGGGUGGUUCAGGCUAGGCCCCACGAGGAGAAGAAGGAGGAAAAGAAGGCGGAAGAAUGGAAGCAUGGCGGUGGCAAGGAUCACCAUUCGGAGGAGCAUUCAUCCCACGGUGAGAAGGGCGAGAAGGGGUACAAGAAGAGUGAAGGCCACGAGGAAGGCAAGAAGGGUCAUCACGAUAAGGAAGGUCACAAAAAGGAGUACCACGACGAGGGAGGCCACAAGAAGAAACAUCACGACGAGGGUGGCUACCAUAAGGAGAGCAAGAAGGGCGAGAAGGGUGAGAAGGGACACAAAUUCGAAGAGAGUGGCAGCUUCAAGAAGGGUCACUCGACUAAAGGGCAUCACGAAAUCCAUAAGCUAGACGAGUCGAAGAAGGAGAAGAAAUUCUUCGAUGAAGAUCACGACGAGGCAUUCGAUGAGAAGUUUGGCGAUUUCAAGGAGGAACACGGCUACAAGAAGGGUGGCCAUUCGAAGAAGGGUCACAAGAAGGCGGGUCAUCACGAGGACCAUUACGGCAAGAAGGGUAAGAAGAAGAAGGGAUCGCACCACCACGAUCACAAGGGCCACAAGUCGGAACACGGCCACGAUGAGCACUGGAGCCACAAAGAGGACUUUGGCAAGAAGGGCGGAAAGGAACACAAGAAGAAGUGGAGCCACAAGAAAGACCACUAAGCGAGAAACCGGCUGUCCACAUAGAUAAUCAAAAAAUUAAAUCAUAUUGAAUGUAUUGACUAUAGUUAAAUAAAUUUCUUUUCUUCUAAA